Messenger RNA from Ipomoea triloba (trilobed morning glory), 1550 nucleotides. RefSeq lists its product as uncharacterized. The coding region runs from base 158 to 1276 and encodes 372 amino acids. NCBI's taxonomy places the organism in Eukaryota, Viridiplantae, Streptophyta, Magnoliopsida, Solanales, Convolvulaceae. The transcript has 3 exons. The record is from RefSeq and is a predicted model, not a curated record.
UCCAAAGUCCAAAGUGAGCUUCAGUCUCCCAUCCAAAUCCGUUAAAAUACUUUGGGUGUUUGGCAUAUUCCUUUUCUCCACUCCCAAAUCUGUUUGCCCCGAUCUGUUAUCACAUUUGCCUCCGGAUUUUUCCACGAAGUUUUGAUUUGCAUCAACAAUGGAUCUUCUUGGAGUUCUGCACUCCAAUUGUACCGGAAACAUAAGAUUUAUGCUGUUGAGAAGCUCGAUUCUUGAGAAGCCCAUUCUUUCUGGUAACAUCAAGAACAUGACCUUGGCUCCUUGUUCACUGUCUGGGCCAUCAUUCCGGGUCGACCAUUUGGGAGCUUUUGAUAUCAAUUUGCCGAAAGGUGGUGCCUUUUCUUCAUCUGGGUUCUCGAGAUCGUUUGUGGUCAGAGCUGCGGGGAAGAAAAAUUCAGGGAAUUCUAAUUCAAACUCCUCUUCACACGGGAAAGGUGAUAACUCGUUUGCAGAAGAUGGUAGUUUUAAAGAAAGUAAUCCUAUUUCUGAAGGAAACAUUGAAAAUAAUGGUGGUCAGACAUCCCAUCAUAAACCUUUGGACUGGAGAGAGUUCAGAGCUUCUCUUUAUAUUCAGGAGCAGGCUGCAAUUGCCGUCUCUGACCCUCACAAGCAUGAUGGCACAGCGUUUGGCUUUAAACCUCUUCCUCCAAAGUGGGCUCACCCAAUUGCAGCCCCUGAGAAUGGUUGUCUCCUUGUUGCCACUGAAAAGCUUGAUGGAGUUCGCACCUUUGAGAGAACUGUGGUUCUUCUCCUCAAAUCUGGAACCAAUCAUCCUCAAGAGGGGCCUUUUGGAGUUGUCAUAAACCGCCCACUGGGGAAAAAGAUGAAACACAUGAAACCCACCAAUCUUGACUUGGCGACAACCUUCGCCGAGUGUCCCUUGCAUUUUGGUGGACCCCUUGAGGCAAGUAUGUUCUUGCUAAGAGCAGAAGGAAAGUCUGACACUCACAGGUUUGAAGAGGUGGUUCCAGGCGUGUCCUUUGGUGCUCGUAACAGUUUGGAAGAGGCAUCAGCAUUGGUAAAGAAAGGGGUACUGAAACCUCAAGAUUUUAAAUUCUUUUUUGGGUAUGCAGGGUGGCAGCUAGACCAAUUGAUGGAAGAGAUUGAAUCUGAUUAUUGGUAUGUCGCGGCGUGUAGUGCAAAUUUGAUUCUCGGGGCAUCACACAUUUCUCCACCAGAGAACUUGUGGAAAGAGAUUUUGCAGCUAAUGGGCGGCCAUUACUCAGAAGUAAGUCGCAAGCCCAAGCAAGACAUUUGAUUCCCCGCGCCCAUGGUUUAGAGCUGUUAGUAUUAAUCAUGAAGAAGUUUGUUUGAAAUCCAAUGUACAUAAGGUUCACAUAUAUUUCUAAGUAAUAAUAGCCUAAUAGUGGCUGCAUGUUUUUGGUUUCCAGAGUAUGAUUGUCUUUAAUGUUUUUGUUUGUGUAAGUACUUGGCAUCACUAGUGUUGGUUUGAACCAGAUCUGUCUGUAUGUAAUGUAGAAGUAAAUAGAACAAGACUUGCUUCAAUGAAAGGUUACUAAUUGCUACUAUUA